Molecule: messenger RNA, 1158 nt
Organism: Danaus chrysippus (African queen)
Lineage: Eukaryota; Metazoa; Arthropoda; Insecta; Lepidoptera; Nymphalidae
Source: the annotation of a GenBank genome assembly
AUGGCCUCCGUAAAGUUUGCUGUUGUUGAUGCGAACGAUUAUUUAUCAAAAAAACAGGCUUCGGAUCCCGAAUUAGCCUCAGAUUGGGCCAAGUUAGAAGAACUAUAUAAUAAGAAAUUAUGGCACCAACUUACAUUAAAACUUCAAGAAUUCGUAAAGCACCCCUCACUGCAGAGCGGCGACAACUUGAUCCAGCUUUACAACAACUUCCUAGCUAUAUUUGAGAACAAAAUCAAUCCACUCUCCUUGGUAGAGAUAGUUGCACACAUUGUAGCUCAGUACGCAGACAAGAGAGAAGCAGUGGCAUUCCUUGAAAAAAUUGAAGCUAAAGUCAAAAUGAAUGCCGAGGCCCUCGCUCUGUGUAAGGUCCUGCAAGGCCAAAUCUAUCUAGAACAUCUAAACGAUCUUGAUGCUACCGAGAAAAUAAUUGAUGUCCUCGAGAACACAUUGGAGGAUGCCGACGGGGUCACACCGGUACACGGACGAUUUUACAAACUGGCUUCGGAGUAUUACAGAGUCCGUGGCCCAAUGGCUCGUUACUACGUAGCAGCGCUCCGCUACGUAGGAUGUGCGGGUGGAGGGGCGGAGCUCCCUUUACACGAGCGACGCGCCGCAGCCCUACGACUAGCGCUUGCCGCUGUACUAGCACCCACCGUGUACGAUCUGGGUGAACUGUUGGCUCAUCCAAUCUUGGAGUCACUCGAAGGUACUCCGGACUCGUGGGCCUGUGACCUGGUAAAAGCAGUUGCAGCCGGUGAUGUGGUCGCCUUUGAGAAGAUUAGAGCACAAUCUCCUCACCAAGAACUACAUCGGGCUGAUCGUCAGUUGAGACAGAAGAUUGCUAUACUGUGUCUCAUGGAGAUGGCGUUCAACCGUUCAUCUACUCAAAGGAAGUUGACGUUUGCUGAGAUAGCUCGAGCUGCCCGAGUGCCUGCCUCGGAUGUGGAACUACUGGUGAUGAAGGCACUCGCUGAAAAACUUGUCCGAGGACAUAUUGAUCAGGUGAACGAGACAGUUAGUAUAACGUGGGUGCGAGCCAGGGCUUUAGGCAGGGCUGGCGCAGGGCGGCUUGCAGCUCGACUUGACGCGUGGUGCGCGGCCGCUGCAGCCGCUGAGGGACUACUACAGAGAACAGCCCCGGAUUUACUCACACUGUAG